ACAUAAACAACAACCAUUUUCACCUAAAAAAAAAUCACACCUUACAAAGCUUGCAAUUCCCAUAUUUAUAUAUCUAAAUCGAGUUAAAUAUUCUUAAGGACAGCGUCACACCAUGUCUCAAGUUAAAGAGUCUCCGCAAUUUUUCAACAACUUUCUACUCUAAAUUCUCACACAUAACAACCAUUUGCAUCUACCAGAAUCACACCACACCUACAAAGCUUACAAUUCUCAUGUAUAUACACUUGAACUGUCUGAAAUAUCCUUAAGAACAGUAUCACAGACACAACUCAAGCUAGAGAGUUUUCGUGAAUUACGAAUAUUUUUCAACAACUUUUUACUCUAAAUUCUCACACACAUAACAACAACCAUUCUCACUUACAAAAAUCACACCUACAAAAGCUUGCAAUUUCUCAAAUAAAUCGAAGAAAAUAAAAUUAUCCAUCGAUGAAAGUUAUAUUACUUUCAAUCGUAACGAUUUCUUUAGUCAUUGCAAUUAAAUCAUCCUCUAUUAAUCCAUCGAUAUUACACGAAUUUUCUAUUAUAUGGUCUGGUUUAAUUUCAUGGCUUAAACCUCCGUACCUUUACAUUUUACUUAACAGUAUUAUCAUUAUCAUAGUUGCUACUUCGCAAUCGCCACAUACUAAGGUACAAUAUUCUGAUGAUGAUCGAUCACGACCGUUGAUUUCUGCUGAAUCGAAGAUGUGUGAGCAUGUGACUGAACCAGUAGCUGAACCGGAGAUGUUUGAUGUUGUGAAUGAACAACAUUCUGACAAUCAAUCGCUUUCUGCUGAAUCAAAGAUGUGUGAGCAUGUGACUGAAUCGGUAUUUGAGCCGGAGAUGUUUGAUGUUGUGAAUGAACAACAUUCUGACAAUCAAUCGCUUUCUGCUGAAUCAAAGAUGUGUGAGCAUGUGACUGAAUCGGUAUUUGAACCGGAGAUGUUUGAUGUUGUGAAUGAACAUUAUUCUGACAAUCCAUCAGUUUCUGCUGAAUCAAAGAUGUGUGAGCAUGUGACUGAAGCGGUAGAAGCUAAGUUUGUCAUUUCAACAUUGCCAGAAGCUGAAAGGGAGCUUCUUGAACAGUUAGUGAUUGAGAAACCAUUGGUUUCUUCAAGGUUCAGUCAGCGGAAAACGCUGACGAGGUCCAGUCCCCAAGGGGCGAAAUCGUUGCGGGUAGCAAGAGUAAAAAGACAAGAAACAUUAGAGACCACGUGGAAGAAGAUAACGGAGGGUCGCCACGUGCCGCUCACGAGACACUUCAACAAGACGGAUACGUGGCGACAUCAGAACCGGGGAAGUGAAUCCCCGGUUCAAAACACAAAAAGAACAACACUUGAACCGUCACCGAGUCAGGAUGAGCUGAACCGGCGGGUUGAAGCAUUUAUAAAAAAAUUUAAUGAAGAAAUGAAAUUACAAAGAGAACAAUCAUUACAAAAGUAUAUGGAAAUGAUUAAUCGUGGGGUUUAAAUUUAUUUUAGUAGUUUAUACUAUUUUUU
Capsicum annuum is the source of this 1493-nucleotide messenger RNA. RefSeq lists its product as uncharacterized. NCBI's taxonomy places the organism in Eukaryota, Viridiplantae, Streptophyta, Magnoliopsida, Solanales, Solanaceae. The record is from RefSeq and is a predicted model, not a curated record. Bases 445 to 1464 code for a protein of 339 amino acids. The transcript is spliced from 2 exons.